This is a messenger RNA of Nicotiana tabacum (common tobacco), 399 nucleotides long. RefSeq lists its product as uncharacterized. NCBI's taxonomy places the organism in Eukaryota, Viridiplantae, Streptophyta, Magnoliopsida, Solanales, Solanaceae. The record is from RefSeq and is a predicted model, not a curated record. Gene Ontology annotation, molecular function: nucleic acid binding.
AUGGUGUUUCUCACAAAACGUCAUAACUCCCUAUCACCCAUAAGCUACUGGGAAUGUGGAAAUCUUCAACCGGGAGAUAAGAGUAUCUUGUCGAAAAUUGUGAAUGCUAAUCAGACGGAUUGGUCCAAGAAGCUUGAUGAUGCAUUAUGGGUUUAUCAGACGACUUACAAAACACCUAUCGAAAUGUCUCCAUACCGAUUAGUGUUCGAGAAAGCUUAUCAUCUUCCGGCGGAACAAGGUCACCAGGCAAUGUGCGCUCUAAAGAAGUUGAAUCUUGAUUGGGAUGUAGCCGCUAGCUUGAGGAUUGCACAUUUGAAUGAAUUGGAUAUGUUCUGGAGUCUUCUAGACAUUGAUGAGUCUCAACAACUGGAUGCAGACAGCUACUGCAAAGUUGUCUGA